Messenger RNA from Candidozyma haemuli, 714 nucleotides. RefSeq lists its product as uncharacterized. The record is from RefSeq and is a predicted model, not a curated record. NCBI's taxonomy places the organism in Eukaryota, Fungi, Ascomycota, Pichiomycetes, Serinales, Metschnikowiaceae. The coding region runs from base 1 to 714 and encodes 237 amino acids. The transcript has a single exon.
AUGUCGAGUUUCCGUCGAAUGAACAAAAGUAUCCCUAGUCAGGUGAGUAAGCCAGUUUUGGCUGAAAUCCAGGGAGAAAAGCCCAUAGAUAAGUCCCGUGCUGAGGCCUUGUUGACCAAGUUCAUCAGUACUAGUGAGGCCAUCUCAUCGGCCAUUCCAGGAGCCAGCGAUGGGGUUGAAUUUUCCAACACUGGGUUUUCCAACGUUGCUGGUACGAAUCCUAAGCUUGGACAGUUGAAGAGAAUCCAAAGAGAGUUGAGAGGUCUUCCGCCGCUUCUGGCAGAGCUCGAUACUGAGUACAAGAAUGACGAACCAGCACAGAACAAGAAGAUUACGUUUGAUGAGUCUGGCGAGGCUGUUACACAGAACAAGAAGAUCAAGUUCGAUAGCGAAGAGCCUGAGGAGGCCGAGGCCGAGGCUGUAGCUGAAGGUGAAGAGGAAGCUGUGGAAGAGGCUGAAGAGGCUGAAGAAGCCGAAGAGGAGUCUGCUGAAGAUGUUGAGAUGGAAGAGGCGCCAGCGGCUGCCACUUCAAGCUUGAAGAGACUGCGUGAAGACGAUGAAGAAAAAGAGGUUGAAUCCAGCAAGAAGAAGCUGAAGACCGAUAAGCUGGAGAAGAAGGACAAGAAGGAGAAGAAGGAAAAGAAGGAGAAGAAAGAAAAGAAGGAAAAGAAAGAAAAGAAAGAGAAGAAGGAGAAGAAGUCGAAAGAUGAAUAA